AAGGAAUUUGAUACUUUAAAUUUCCAUAUAAGAUGCACUUGUUUGAUUGAUCAACACAUCUGAAAACCACUUUGAAAGUUGCAGGUUUGGCAGUUUCAUGUCUUCAUGUGUCUGUUUCAACAAAACAGUGUCGGCUGCCCCUCGACCAUUUUACAUCCAGAAAUAUCGUGACCGAAAGCACAAGGUUUCUGUUCAAACUUCUCCUACCCUCCGCUUGCGAUAGAGAAGCUGCCCAGAGCUCACUGCUGUCAAUCACCUAUGUUUCACUGGAAGCUCACAGAACACGUCCAUGCUCUGCCCUCCUAUCAGAACUGUGUGUUAGAGCCCAGUUCACACUGACGCUUCAUGGAGCCUCAGAGAGAACCUGGCUGCUGAUGAGCCAGUGGGAAAGAGCCGAUGAUGGAGAGCCUGCUUGUGAAAACAGACGAAACCGGUGCAGUGGGCGGUCAGGAAGAGGAUUUUCCAUUCUAGGAUGGUCAGAGACAGUCUGGACAGAACGUCUGAUCAAAACCAAAAACAGGAGCCAGCAGCUGAGCCACAGAACCCAGAGGAGUCCCAUCGACCCGAACGAGCAGCGGAAAAAAAUAACGCAGAAAACAAGGAAUCUGCAGGAUCAACGCUCGACUUUCUGCUCUGGUGCAAACUCAAAUUCGAGGAGGAAUCGGAGUCCUGGAGGCUGCCAGAGACAGCAGCAGAUGCUGACGGCUUGCCCACACACAUCCGUCCAUUCGCCAGCUUUGCAGAGUAUCGUCUGAUCAAACUCACCUACCUGCAGCUGCAGGAAAGCGGUUUCUACUGGGGACCCAUGACUAUGGAGGAAGCACAUCAACGUCUCACUCACACAUCUCUGGGAACUUUCCUUCUCAGGGACAGCGGCCAGCCCGAUGUCUUCUUCACUCUCAGCUACCAAAGCGAAGACGGCCCCACCAGCGUCCGUGUCCAGCUGAACAACCUGCUCUUCAGCCUGCAUGGCAGCCAAAAGACUUUCCCUUCGCUGUUCGCUCUGCUUGCCUUCUACACCAGCUCCCCCUGUAGGCUGACCGAGCCCUACCGCAGGCAGCGGCCUGAGCGCCUGAAACAGAUGUGCAGGAGAGCUCUGGUACGGACCUACGGUGCCGAAAGAAUAUGCACCUCCCCUGGACUCAGCCCUGAUGUUAAGGCUUAUGUCAGUGCGUACCCGUACUGUACAUAGACAAACCUGUGGAUGCAGUGCCUUUUACUGCAUUAAGAUGUGAUUUAUUAAGUUAAAAACUGUGGAUUUAUUGUUUUUGUAUUUUGCCGGAGACAAGUUGGUACCACAUGUAAUGAGAAAGCAGAUUGAAAGUGUUUUAUUCAUGACUUACAAUAUUAUUGUAUGCUUGAAGGAAGUCAAAACAAGGCACACAAACCAUUUUGGACAUUUUUUUUACCUUUAAUAUGACAUCUACCCAGUGGUUCUCCAGAAGAAGAGAAAACCUCUGGCUAAGUCCAGACCUGAGUCUGAUUUACUCCUCAGAAGCCAAUAAAUUUGGAGGUUUGUUUUCAUAGCAGAACUUCACAGGUUAAAGUUCAAAUUGUUUAUUUUGCUCUCAUCUUUUUUGCAUCCUAAAAUCCAGACAUUUUAACAAGGGUGUGAAUCUUUAGCUGCACUGUUUUGAAAUCCUGAGGCAAAUGAGGAAACUUUUAAUUUAAGAUGGGUUUUUUAGGCAACAUGUUGCUAAACUGCCUCUUCGUGUUAUAAUGUGGAGAAACUGAGAAAUGCCAUUGCUGCAAGUGUCUUUGUAGUUGAUAACAUUUGAUCUGUGAACAAUAACAAUCUGUGAUAUGCCUAGUAUUUUAUUUCAGGAAAACAAAAACAUAAUUUUCAAAGCAUCUCAUAAUGAAUUACAUAAUUGCCAUGAGUCAGCGACAUAUUACAAAUUAAGAAAUUCCUAUCUUUUUUUGUCUCAUGCAGCAUUUUCAUUCUGUUUUGUACAGAAUGGACAGAAAAAUGCUUCUCUGCAUUUUGUGGACAUGAAUUCCUCAUUUGAAUCAAGGUGUUUGCAAAAACAUUUCUUUGUUUUGUGGCAGUUUUAUUUUUCUGUUUAGAUCUUUUGAGCUUUCAGUGUUGAAUUUUGUUCCAUUCUGCAUUUGUUUUGUAUGUUAUGCACAAAUCAAACAGUUAUGCACUGAACCCAAAGAUUGCACUUUGGUUGUUCUAGUUGGAGACAUUAGAUUUAGUUUUACUAAUGUGUGCAAUUUUAAAACUAAUUCAAAACUUGAAUUAAUUUGUCAUGUUCUUGUAUCUGUAAAAAUGUAUAUAUUGGUACAAAUGCAGCUAUCUAUUGCACAAUCUU
Messenger RNA from Gambusia affinis (western mosquitofish), 2315 nucleotides. Its product is annotated as suppressor of cytokine signaling 1-like. Gene Ontology annotation, biological process: phosphatidylinositol phosphate biosynthetic process. The transcript has 5 exons. Gene Ontology annotation, molecular function: 1-phosphatidylinositol-3-kinase regulator activity. Bases 473 to 1192 code for a protein of 239 amino acids. NCBI's taxonomy places the organism in Eukaryota, Metazoa, Chordata, Actinopteri, Cyprinodontiformes, Poeciliidae. Gene Ontology annotation, cellular component: phosphatidylinositol 3-kinase complex. The record is from RefSeq and is a predicted model, not a curated record.